Molecule: messenger RNA, 3193 nt
Organism: Hydra vulgaris (swiftwater hydra)
Lineage: Eukaryota; Metazoa; Cnidaria; Hydrozoa; Anthoathecata; Hydridae
Product: NACHT, LRR and PYD domains-containing protein 12
Biological process (GO): signal transduction
Cellular component (GO): cytoplasm
Molecular function (GO): protein binding
Source: RefSeq, a predicted model, not a curated record
CCAACGUGGUUUUUGGGGUGCAUAUGAUGUGGUUUUUGUAGUACAUUUGAAGUGUUCUAUAAAAUAUAAGUUAACAGUGAUGCAAUCAUCCUAAGAGCAAUUUAUUAUAACAAUCUUCUUCAAAAAAUUAAAAUUUAAAAAAGUUAAAAUUCUUAACAGUAAAGAAAUUAUUGUUAAAUUAGUUAAUGUGGUUUUUGGGGUGCAUGGCGAAAAAAAGAGUCAGCUUUAACAUUCGAGCAAAAGAAAACAAGCGAGACAUAUUAAACCAUACCUAUCAAAACGUUUACAACAGUAAUAGCUUAAAAAAUUUUGUUUUUCUCAAAAAAAAAGUUUUAGGCUCUGCUACUUUUAUGUGGUUUUUUCGGUGCAAGCACCUGUAGUAUUUAAUUUGAAAUAAAAGACCAAUUUAAGUCUGUACGUUCUCGUACAAAGAUAAAUAGACUAAAGGCUUUUAAUAGACGUUACUCGUUUACAUUUAAAUUAGCGCUCGCACUGAAAAUGUCAACAUUGCAAAAUAAACAGUAAACAUUUGCUAAUGUCACGAGAGUCUCUUACAACUAAGCACAGUGGUUAGUAAAGUGUCAAGUAAUGUGUUGAAAAUAACUACCAUCGAAUUCUAAAUGGAAUUGUUAUCCGGAUUUUAAAACGUUAUAUGUUCCAAGUGAUUUAGGUUUCUACAAAAAAAUGGAAAAUGGUCUAUUUAGCAGCUUAGUUAAAACUGAAGUGUCUAGAAAUGAAUUGACUUCUGAUGAAUUUAUUUCAAAAUGUUGUGGUGAAAUAAGCUAUAAUAUUGGAAGUGAUUGGUUGCGAUGGGGAAGACACCUCGGUCUAAGUGAUUCAGAUCUUGAUAACAUUGACUCUGAUAAUACAAAAUGUUAUGAAAAAGCUGAUAAUAUUAUUAAAAAAUGGAAACAAAAAAUUGGAAAUCCUUCAUGGGAGCAAUUAAAAAAAGAAUUAAUGGCUUUUAAUCGAUUAGAUAUUGUGAUUAAAAUUGAAACAAAAUUUGGAGAGAUUUCAAGUUCACCAAACAAAGAUUUCACUGUUUUUUCCAAUAAAGAUUCUUCAAAUACACCUGAUAUUGCUAGCAAAAUUUAUGUCAAGAAAGAUAUAUCAGAGAUUUGCGCAGCACUGAAAAACUAUUAUCUUGUAAAUUAUGGAAAAAUAAAUGAAGUUCAACCACUACUAAAAACACCUGCAAAUGUUAAUCUGAUAAAUACUUUUGUUGAUCUUUGUAUUGUUGAUGCAGUGAAUACUCAAUUGGAUUUUGUUUUCAGUGUUGAACGAAAAGAAUUUCUUGAAAAGCAAAAGAGUUAUACACCAAUUCCAUAUAGUGAAAUAUUUAUGAAAGAAAAAUCAGUAAUACUAAUAUCUGGAAUAGCUGGUAUUGGGAAAACAUGGUUGCUCAGAAAAUGUUUACUUGAUUGGUCAAAUAAUUUAAUUUGGAAAAAUGUUGAACUUGUUUUUUAUUUAGAAUGCAGGAGACUUAAUCAACAUCAAAAUAUUUCUAAUAUUAAUGAUUUAUUAAAUGUUUUCUACAAUGAUAUUUUAAACGAUUUUAAUAUUAGUAAUCAUACUGCACUGUUUAUCAUUGACGGAUUAGAUGAGUUUAUAUAUUUCAAUGAAUUAUUAAAUCCAAGUUUUAACUACCCAGUUGUUAAUACUUUAACAGAUAUUAAAAAAUAUAAACAUGUAAUUGCUGGUAGAGUUUAUGCAAUUGAUCAAUACCAAAGUAAAUAUACAGAGCAUAGUGACAAGUCAAUUAUUCAAAUAAUGGGUUUUAAUGAAAAUGGAAUCAACAAUUAUAUAGAAAACCAUGUUAAAGAGGAAAAAAAAGAAGUUGUAAAAACAACUUUAAAGGAUUCGCCUAUUGCAAAAGCCAUGGCAUCUGUUCCAUUUUAUUUAUCUUCAAUGUGUAAAAUUAUUAGUGAUUCAAAUAAAAUAUAUACAAAUUCAUUCUUAACUAUGACUGAUUUAUAUGCAAAUAUUUUUUUAUACUUUUUGCAAAAACACAUCAUGAAAAAUGAUAAAUUGAUAUAUGAGAUAAUGGAAGACAGUUUUAAUAAAAGAUAUAUUUUAAAUAUUUGUAAAAUUGCUUAUGAGUUGUUUAUUAAAAAUAAUAUAAUAUUUUCCAAAAAAGAUAUUGAAUAUUUUAUCAGCGACUUUGAUCAAAAUGAUGGUAAUCUUUUUGGAUUUAUCGAAAAAGUUGAGACAAAUGUAGGCUGUUAUUAUCAAUUUGCGCAUUUGACAAUAAUGGAAUUUUGUGUAUCUGUAUAUGCAUAUAAUUGUUUAAGUCGUAAAAAAAUUAUGGCUAAUGAAAAGCUAAGAAGUUGUUUAUCAAUGAUUUGUGGAUUAACUAACAGUAAAAGCCAAAAUAGUUUAUUAAAGUUUCUUGUUAACCUAAAUCCUUCAAAUGAAUCUUUACCUUGGUUGUCUAUUUUUGGAUAUUUGUUCCCUGGGUACAGAACGAUUGGUAGUACUGGAUUACUAUGGAUUUUAGAUCGUCUAAGUAAAAGUGAUGAUAUUAAAGAUCGCUAUGAUUUAUUCAUUGAAUGUUUUUAUGAAAGUCAAUCAUCAUUUAAUGAUGAAAUUAAAUCAAUUGUUGAUGAACGAAAACGAGGAGAGAUAUGGUGGAUUUCGAUUGACGAUGGAAAAACUUCUUACUUAACUUCUUGCAAAAAUUAUUUCAUAAAUCAUUACGUAAAAUCUGGAAGAAAGUUAUCGUGGUUACAAGUUCAUAAUGUUUAUAAAGAUAUUUUAAGUGAUGAAGAAAAAAAACUUUUAAUACAAUGUUCAACUAAUGUUCGCCAUGUCAGCUUUUUUAAUCCAAUUAAUUUCGAAGGAUGGAAACCGAAAGAUAAGAUUGAAGAGUUGCAGAUUUGGAUCCCAUUAGAUUUAAUAACAAAAAAAGAUUUUGAAGAAAAUUUUCUUCCGUGGAUUAAUCUUUGUAAAAAAUUAUAUCUUUGGCUUCACGACGACAUUGAUUUUAUUAAAGAAUUUUAUGAAUGGAUUCGUUGUUUGAAUGUCAAGAAGUUUGAGAUCAAGUACCGUGGAAAAUAUUUUCGUAACUUCGAUGAAUUAAAAAACUUUACAACACGAUAAAAUAUUUAAUACCUUAAAUAUAUUAAAUAAAAACAAUAACUAUAAAUAACUAAUGAAAUAUUUAAUGUAUUAUUUUAUAAUAAAUACGUUUUUA